UCCUACCCUCUUUUGGUUUCUUCCUCUUAUCUCCUUUUUCCUUAUCUCCCUGCUGAGGCAACCUUCACUGCUCUCUCGCUGAGGCAAAUUAAGCUUCCCGAAACACCGCGAAACUGUUAAUUAAGACUCAUUAUGCGCGCGGCUUGCCGAGUUCACCGGUAGUGUUGGAGAAGAGAGAGAGAAGUUGUAGGAGUGGGAGAAAGAGGAAGAGGUGGAUAAGGUACGGGGUUGUUGGGAAAAGGCGACUCAAAACGUGGUUAAAGCCGGACGAAGCGAGAAGGGUAGGCAAAGUUGGUGGGUAUGGAAAGAUAGAGGAAGUAAGAGAAAACCAGAGGCAAAUAGAAAGAGAGACAGGAUUAGAGUGUGGGUAUCGAAGGGUAGGAGGAGGAUUCAACCCGAGUAGGAACUUCUUAAUACCGUGCUGGGUAGUCCGGGUUCAUUGUGGGAUCAAUACAGAGACGACGGUACGUAGGAGUGGCAACCGAUGCCUCAUUGGACGGUUGAUUCUCGCUCGUUGAUUGGCCGAGCUUGGUACUACCAGUAGGCGUUUCCUUUUGCCCGGUAACCCCUUCUUUUCCGAAAGGGGCUGAUCGAAAAGGGAAGAGAAGGGAAAAGAGACCUUUCCGACCCUCCAGCCAGCUGAAGGAGAGGAGGAUGUGCCACGCACGACCACGAAAAAGACAGAGAGGAAAAGGAAGAAAGAGUGAGAGAAAGAGUUAGAGCGGCGAGAAGGGAGAGGGGAACGAGAGAAAGAAAGAAAGAGAGAGAGAGAGAGAGAGAGAGUGAGAGAGAGAGAGACGAGCCUGUCCAUGGAGUUGGAAAAAGACGGCGGACGAGUCUAGGGAACGAGAGAGAGGGUGUCCAACGGUCGGUUCGGGGGGUUCAGUCUGUGUUCGCCCAUCAGAGACACACCAGCGGUGUAAUCUGGAGACAGCCGUUCCGUUCUCUCUAUCUCUUUCUCUAUCUCUAUCUGUCGAACUCGUGCAGAUCUCGCGUUCCUGUGUUUCGUGCUCCGUUCGUUCGUGUUCUUUGGUAAUCUUUAUCUACCUCUUUCUCGCUUGAUAACAGGAAACGAUCGACGUGCGAUACGCACGAACGUGAGAAGUGAGUGUGAUAAUGCUCGGAGUAUACGUGAUCAUUUUCGAGGUCUCUUAAAACGAUUUAAAGGUGUCAGCUUGUCGGGAGUGUCAGGAUCGACAAGACAGUUCCGUGUUUCUUGAGUUUAAAAAGUAGGACAAAAUAGGACGGGUCAAUGUUGAUCUACCGUCGAUACUAGGAUCCUGACACGGAAGAGAACAAGCUGAAAGGAGUGGAUUUGUCAUCUUCGACCCUUGUUUCUUAUAUCCGUCAAAAACGUCAGGAACGAGGAUCUAUCUUCCCGCGCUUUACAAGGACCUUGAUAAUCUAUCGAAAUUUUCUUAUCGCCUGCUAUUCGAUUCGUCAACAUGACAGCUUUUAAAUUUGUGCCAAGGUUUUUUCUUUUUCCGUAAUAAGAAGCAAUUUCAAUGAUGUACCAUCUAUACCAACUGUUGCGUUUUCGAUAGCAGUGUUCCAGUGAAAGUCAUAGACCGUCAAAACGCUUGCCGACGGACGAUCAUCGUAAUCGCGUUGAGCGAGCAUAUCUUUUCAUUAUCCAAACAAAUUGUCGUGUUGUUCUAAAUCAUUUGGACGUUCAGUUAGGUAGCUAGAAGUCUCAAAGACAGAAGUGGUCGGGUGCACGUGGCACGUUUAGAUUGAAAUUUUUACUUGACGUAAAAAGAAAAAAAAAAAAGAAAAAAAAAAGAGAAAAGAAAAAGAAAGAAGAGAGGAAAAAGAAGAAGAAAAAAUAAGAGGAAGGUGAUCAAGAGAGAGUGGAGGAGCCAAGUGGUGGUGGUAUUAGAACGGGUGGUGCGACGUUCGGGUACGCAAGUCGGCAGGCCGGGUCUGGGGUGCCAAGCCCGGGCGGGGUGAUGAGCUGCUCCGAGGUGAUGUAUCAAUAUUAUCAUCCUUACCUCUAUUCGAGGGCACCGCCGCCGCCGCACCCGACCCACCCUCAUGCGGCCCCGCAUGCGAAUCCUCAUGCGGCCCAUCACAGUCCGGCCAGGCCGGCACCUUUUCAACCGUUUUCCUCCGCCACGGCGACGCAUCAGUACGACAGGUGUCCUCUGAGAGAAACUUCGAAGAAUCAACUUACUAGUCCCUUUCCAGGGAUGACCGACUUCGAAGAGACAAUAUCGAAUAAGUUGAACGUACACCAAAGGUCUCUGGAAGCAGCGGGUUUGGAACUUUGUGGUGGUGGAGGUAGUGUACCGCAAGGUCAACCAAGUAGCGCGGGUUCGGUGGGAUCAGCACCGAGUCCAGCAUCACCUCGACCAACUCCUCAACCUCGACCACCUCUCGCGACUACUACAUCGCAGCCUUCGCGAACUCUCGACGAUGACAGAUCGACAGACGGGGCUGCUACAGCGGCGGAGGAUUCGGAUGAUGGUGAGAGUAGGGCGCAAUAUGUUAGCGCGAACUGCGUUGUCUUCACUCAUUACAGGGGGGAUGCCGCAUCCGAGGUUGAGGAACAUUUCCAAAGGGCACUGGCUCAUGACAAGCCCAAAGAAAAUAUCUCUCCCAUGUCGAUGAGGAACUUCCCACCAUCCUUCUGGAACAGUCAGCAUCCAAGUGAUGUUUACGAGUAUCCAACGGAUCCAUGGCACGCGCAUUAUGCUCCGUACCAACAUAGAGCGGUGCACGAGUAUCAUCAGCAUAACAUGGCCGCUGCAGCGAGUUACAGCGGGUUGCUUUUGGGUAGUGCGAGAGGACAUCACACGUCGCAUCACGCGGCUCACCACGCGGCACACCACGUGCACGCCGCGGCCUCAUAUAAGGACUGGACGUCGGCAACGCCAUCUCAGUCACUCGUAGACGUAUCCUCGGCGCCGCCCUACCCUCAUGGCCCUUAUGCCUCCCUCUCCGGUCUCGAGUCGCAAGUGCAGGAUUCCAAAGAUCUCUACUGGUUCUAGAAGCGAGCGCCGAAGUUUCGCGAACCGAACUGAUGAAUCGCGUGAUUUUCCAUGAACGCGAGGAGUCCAUUUUAGUUCGUCGUUUGUUCUUUCGACGAGAAUUUCGUACGAGCUUAUUGUUAGUCGGAACGAAGGGAAAAAAAAACGAUAAAGGAGAGGAACUUUGUUAGGAACGUCGAGAGAAACAUGAAUGAAAAAGAUAAAAGAAGGAGAAUUGGAGUGUACAUAGUGUUACCUAAAUCUUUUAAGGAUCUACGAUUAGUGUAAACUCAAAAUAGUAUUAGAGAAACGGUUGCGCGCACUAUUACCUUCAUAGUGACUGCUGUUCGAUGCUGAAAGGAAUCUCUAGUUCACAUAGCGUGUAGGUAAUUAGAUCGUCGAGGACAAAUUCCGUCAAUUGGGAAUUGCAGGCGUGAAAUCUUUUUCCGAUCUUUUCAUUCGUUGGACCAAAUCGCUGGAAAAUGGAAACCGAUCCUUUGAAAUAAUAGAUUAGAUGCGUUUUGUAAGCGCAAAUUUUUGAGGGAGUUUGUCCUGGUUUUUGCGAAUCUAAAGUUUCCAAAUAAUCGCGGACGAAGGAUUACUUUUAUCGAAUAAUAAAGAAACGAUCUACACGUAUGUUUUUUAUUUUAGAUCGUCAUUGUGAUAAUAGAUAAAAUGGAAAGAGAGAGAGAGAGAGAGAGAGAGAGAGAGAGAGAGAGAAAGAGAGAGAAAGAAAUCAUCGGAAAAUAAUUGGUACGAUUCUGCGUGUUAUUUGGCGAAUUUAGAUGCGAGCGAUUUAAGUAAAGUAUUUAUUGACCAAUGACCUUGCCAUAUAUUAUAUAUUGCUAUUACUAUUGUAUCAUAACAAGCUGGGCGCUACGAGAAGAUUCCGAAACAUCUCCAAGUUGGCGAAUUAAAACAA
Vespa mandarinia (Asian giant hornet) is the source of this 3891-nucleotide messenger RNA. RefSeq names its product transcription factor vestigial (gene vg). The record is from RefSeq and is a predicted model, not a curated record. Gene Ontology annotation, cellular component: nucleus. Lineage: Eukaryota; Metazoa; Arthropoda; Insecta; Hymenoptera; Vespidae. Gene Ontology annotation, biological process: regulation of DNA-templated transcription.